AAAGAUCUCUCUCUUGUUCUCAUUGACUCCUGGUUCAUAUAUACUUCGCAUUUUUUUCAAUGAAGAAGUAGAGGAUCUAAGACAGCAUCAGAAACAUUCAGGAACCACAUCAGAGACAUUCAGGAACAACAGCUUUUUCCUCAUUCAGAAUCACAUCGUCAGCAUCUUCAUUUCCAAUCUUUUUAUUUUCAGAUCACAAGUAUUUUUGAGAAAAAUUUUCCGAUCCCGAUGGCGAAGAUCAACAUUCAGAAGAAGUAGCUGGCUGCAACUACCAAAACGCGCAACAACAACAACAGCUCGAGUGCAACCUCCAACGACGUUGACGCCGCCAUGAUUACGCCUCUUCCAACCGUAUCUGAGAUUGCCGAAGAUGCUUCCGUGGAUCCAACCCAGGAGAGUGCUGUAGAAUCGCCUAGCUCUGAUGGAGACCGUAGUCUUCCUUUGCGUAAUAAAGCCGUUCCCGUCCUUACUUCAACUGAGUAUGAUGAUGAUGAUGCCGGAGACAUGGACGUUGACGAGGAUUGUAUUCCUUCUCGUCUACCCUCGUUCAAGAAGAGGACCGCUAUCAACGCUGAUGAAUCCGUCCCAGGUUAUGAUGCUUCGAUCGAUGAAAGCCUUACCGAAGAAGACACGGACAACGAAAGCGAACUAGAAAUGGCCAGAAGCACGCUCGAAAACAUGCGGCUGAAUCUGAAGCGAAUGGACAAGAACAUUUUGCGACUCCAAUCGCGCGCUGCCAGAGACUGUGGCAUUCCCAAUGCGCAGCUUACCCAAGAAUUGUCAGACUUCAAAAUGCAACGUAGCAUCACGUUCGGCAGCUACGGCGAGCUCAAGCAAGCUUAUGAAAACUUGGCCGAGUCCAUGACGCCCCUAAAGCCCAGAAUCGUGGCGAAAGAAAGCACCGUGUAUGAGGCGAGCGAUGACUACCAGUCCCUGCCCAUCCGUCGAAACCAGAAGUCCUUCAUUGGAGGAUUGCCGAUUAAGCUACAGAGCAACUGGCCAAGGUACAACGGAAAGGCUGAUGAAACCGCAUACGAAUUCUUUGACAAGUUCAUUCGUCAAGUCCGUCCCAUCCUAGGGGAAGAAAUAUUCAGGCAAUAUGGUCAUACAUACCUGAGCCUACUGGUCAGCGAUAACAACUUUCAAGACCAAUUGCAAACCGCGUUCGACAAGCUGUCACGGAUAGCACCAUAG
This is a messenger RNA of Gamsiella multidivaricata, 1194 nucleotides long. RefSeq lists its product as uncharacterized. The transcript has a single exon. NCBI's taxonomy places the organism in Eukaryota, Fungi, Mortierellomycota, Mortierellomycetes, Mortierellales, Mortierellaceae. The coding region runs from base 331 to 1194 and encodes 287 amino acids. The record is from RefSeq and is a predicted model, not a curated record.